UGUCAAUUUGAAUCUGUCAAACUGUAAAACGCGAUUUUGCGAAUCGCUGACGAUUCAUUGAAAAAAUAAAGCAAAACAAAGCAUAAUUCAAUAAUUGAUGGUGCAUAGAGUGUUUCGUAAUUGAACCAGUAUUAUUUUCAUGUCAAGUUUAACUUCGGUGUACGUGAUAGUUUCGUGUUUACAUAGCCUGUGAUCAGCUGUUUUUAAAGAUGGGUUUUAUUUCAUAUUUUAUGGACAAUUAUACGGCGAGCAUAUACGAUAUAAUCGUGGAGUAUGUGGACACAGAGUACAGCCUAUGGCUGACGUGGUUCCUGAUGCCGGUCAUCGUGACCUUCCUCCUGCCGGCAGUCAUCAUCGUCCUCAUCUACAUUAGCGCUAUCAUCUUCCAUCUCUACAGGCUAUACAGAAUGAACGUAGUGGAUGGCGUACAGCCGGACUGGAAGCACGCAGCACGACUCGCCGUCUGCGCGUUAUGGGAUGCACACGGCUGGUUGUGGCAUGGUUACGAUAUAAAAGGCCUGGAGAACAUACCGGAUGGUCCGUUCCUCGUUAUCUAUUACCACGGAGCGCUGCCCAUAGACAUGUACUACUUCAUCGCUCGUAUGUUACUCUUCAAGCGACGACAUAUUCACACCGUGGCCGACCGGUUCAUGUUUAAAAUACCUGGUUGGGCAACCCUUCUUGAAGGCUUAUGCGUGAUUCCUGGUACAGUGCAGACUUGUGCAUCAGUGCUGCGUAACGGCAAUCCCCUUGCAAUAUCCCCCGGUGGAGUGUACGAGGCGCAGUUCGGUGAUCACUACUAUAGACUAAACUGGAGGAACAGGAUCGGAUUCGCUAAAGUGGCUCAGGAAGCUAAAGUGCCCAUAGUACCAAUGUUCACGCAGAACGUUCGAGAAGCGUUCCGAACUGUCGGUUGGCUGCGAGGCGUAUGGUUGAAGAUAUAUGCAACGUUUAGGAUGCCACUGGCGCCAGUGUAUGGCGGGUUCCCAGUCAAACUCAUUACGCAUCUUGGCAAGCCCAUACCAUACGACCCUGAGUUAACGCCCGAACAACUACAACGAAAGGAGAGCCACUACAAAGAAAUCGGACGCAUAUUCAACAACAUCAAAAAGGAUUCGACAUCAAGAAAAACAGAGAAGUACAUCGCAGAAAGAAGAUCGCGACUCACAGAAGUCUUCACCAAAGCAUCAGCAAACCAUUCACUAAUUGAAGACCAGGAGAUCUUAGAAGAACAUAUCUAUAUGAAGUCUAAUUACUUCGGGAUCAUCAAAGAGCUGUAUAAAGAUGCUAUGGAUUAUUUGGAACAAUGUGAGGCAAAACUUUCAAUUUGUCAGCAACCUUGUGUUCGGGACCCAGAAGAAGUCAGAACCAACAGUAACAAUUCAGCAAAAAUGAAUUUGCAAUUGUACCGCAUCAAUCAGUUGCGUCAAAACCUCGAGAAAGCAGCCUUGGCGAUUGAAGACGACAGAUCCAGCUAUCACUAUAAAACAUUGCUAGAAGCCUUGCAAAAACAGAUAGUUACGUGUACGAAAACAGGAACACAUCGACUUCGACAACACCCUAAAUCAUCAAAAGCUGAUCCGCCACACCCACAACGUGCACCAGAUCAAGGCAACAACCAGCCAUCUACAUGGAACGCCAUCUACAGCCAGCCGAACCAACUACUGAAGCCUCCCAGGAAGCAGCCGGAGAACCAGGACGCAGCCAAGGAUGACUCCAUAGAACUAUAUCAAAUGGAGUUGCCUGUCGCCCAUGCGAUAGAGGAUUUAGUCGAAGAACACCAGAGGAUUCCCGGCAGUAUCCUCCAAGCCCUCUUAGAGAGGGUGCAUGAAAUCCCCAAGAGGAGGAAAGAGCCUCCCCUCACCAAUGGAAAGUGUCAAAAUGGCACACUCAAAUCUACAGAGGAUAGUGAAAAAAGUGCCAGUGGCAAGUCAAAAGUUUCAUAA
Spodoptera exigua (beet armyworm) is the source of this 1946-nucleotide messenger RNA. Lineage: Eukaryota; Metazoa; Arthropoda; Insecta; Lepidoptera; Noctuidae. The record is from the annotation of a GenBank genome assembly.